GUGAGUAUGGAAGUUGGCAGUCUUCCUAUCAUCACGCUUAUCUCUACCCUCGAUUUCCGUCACUCUGAAUCUUCCAAAUCCUCAUCUCCUUCUCUUUCUCAACCUCAUUCUCAUUAGUUCCCAUCCUUAUUAAACCACCCCUGUUUUCAACAAGUCUCAUCGCCAUUUUUCUCUAUUGUUAUCAUUCCUAAAACCCCAUUUUCUCUAUCCAAAACCACACUUCGCAGCAAUGGCGAAAGACCCAGUUCGAGUUCUUGUCACUGGUGCUGCUGGGCAAAUAGGCUAUGCUAUUGUUCCAAUGAUUGCUAGGGGGGCCAUGCUUGGCCCAGAUCAGCCUGUAAUUCUGCACAUGCUUGAUAUUGAACCUGCAGCUGAGUCCUUGAAUGGGGUGAAAAUGGAAUUGAUUGAUGCUGCCUUUCCUCUUCUCAGAGGUGUUGUUGCUACAACAGAUGUCCAGGAAGCUUGUAAGGGUGUCAAUAUUGCUGUUAUGGUUGGUGGAUUCCCACGGAAGGAAGGUAUGGAAAGAAAGGAUGUGAUGUCGAAAAAUGUAUCGAUUUACAAGGCUCAAGCUUCAGCAUUAGAAAAGAAUGCUGCUGCAGAUGUCAAGGUGCUGGUGGUUGCCAAUCCAGCAAACACUAAUGCGCUCAUCUUGAAAGAAUUUGCACCUUCAAUCCCGGAGAAAAACAUCACAUGUCUUACAAGACUGGAUCACAACAGGGCAUUAGGACAAAUCUCUGAGAAGCUAAAUGUUCACGUCGGUGAUGUGAAGAAUGUUAUCAUCUGGGGCAAUCACUCCUCAACUCAGUAUCCUGAUGUCAACCAUGCAACUGUCACCACCAGCGGUGGAGAGAAACCUGUCAGAGAACUUGUGGCUAAUGAUCAAUGGUUGAAUACCGAGUUCAUCACCACCGUGCAGCAGCGCGGUGCAGCCAUUAUUAAGGCCAGGAAGCUAUCAAGUGCACUGUCUGCUGCAAGUUCUGCUUGUGAUCAUAUACGUGAUUGGGUUCUCGGGACUCCUAAGGGUUCAUGGGUUUCCAUGGGUGUGUAUUCUGAUGGCUCUUAUGGAAUCCAGUGGUCAAUUGUGCAGGGGCUCAAGAUUGAUGAGUUUUCGAGGGGAAAGCUGGAUGCAACUGCACAAGAGCUCAUUGAGGAGAAAUCCUUGGCCCAUUCAUGUCUCAAUUGACCAUGAAGCUUUUCUUUUCUCAUUGAAUAAUGACAGAGAGACUCAAUGAUCCAUCAAAUAAAGGAAGAACACAUAUUGGUUUUC
Prunus mume (Japanese apricot) is the source of this 1267-nucleotide messenger RNA. RefSeq names its product malate dehydrogenase, cytoplasmic-like. Gene Ontology annotation, biological process: malate metabolic process. The record is from RefSeq and is a predicted model, not a curated record. NCBI's taxonomy places the organism in Eukaryota, Viridiplantae, Streptophyta, Magnoliopsida, Rosales, Rosaceae. Gene Ontology annotation, molecular function: L-malate dehydrogenase (NAD+) activity.